Messenger RNA from Porites evermanni, 15019 nucleotides. The record is from the annotation of a GenBank genome assembly. NCBI's taxonomy places the organism in Eukaryota, Metazoa, Cnidaria, Anthozoa, Scleractinia, Poritidae.
AUGAGGACGGUUUCCUUGCUUGUCACCUGCCUCGUUUUCGCGAGCGUAGUGAGAGCUUCCGAAAUCAAAGAUGAAGGUAAACACUUUUUGUAGUUUAUUCCUCUUUUUGGGUUUUUCAGUCAUAGCCGGUGCGGACGUUUCCAGAUCGAAGGCGUUAAUUCAAGAGCCCAAUGGCCCAAUUUUUGGAGAAAAAAUGACAGAUUUAACCCCUCAAAUGUCUUGAAAAUACUGAGAAAAUUGUUUAGAUUUAAAGGUAGUUGAAUCCUAGGGAUAUUGACUGAGUUUUUCUGAAAGCAAUAUACUUGACACAGAAUUAAUUGAUCUCACUGUGUUGGAAUCUAUGAUCGGAAAAAUUUAGAAAAGACUGAUAACUAUCGGCACAUCACCGGAAUGCUGUGAUAGCAACCUUUAGUUUGGUAAGAUGUUGAAUUGACGAACAGCAGAAAAAGAGGACUGAGAGGAUUCCCUUGAGAAAGGACAAAAUGUUUGUUCAACCUGUGGUUACUACAAUUGAAUUCCUGGGGGGGUUUGGCAAUUUCGGGUGUGAGGGAGGGGGGCUUAGGGAAGUUGUCCAACUAAUGCCCAUUAUUGAAGUUAAGGUUUAUCUCCCUAUACUUCCUACCCUUGCCUCUAUUACACAUUAGCUCCAGCCUACUAAAAAGCCUCAUCGUCAAGGUAUACGUGAUAUAAGCGAUUAACACUACUCGUCAGAAAGGAGUCAGCUUUGUAAAAAUCAUCUUUAAUUUUCAGUGAUGAAUUCUGAGCAGACUUCGUCAAUUUUAUUUAGCCCUAUGAUUCAAUAACGUAUUCCACGGUUGAAAGACAAAUUUUUCUUACAAAGCACAUUUUCAAGCGGAAAGUUGCCUGCGACUUUUCGGAGUGUAGAAAUUAUUUCAGUUUUAAGCAUGUAUCUUCGAUUAAAAGCUCUCCGGUCUUCUAAUAAAUCUAAAGGAGAAGGGGGAUAUGGACCCCCUCACCUUCCCUUUGAUCCUUCACUGUUCCUUUUAUUGUUCUAAUCGAUUCUUAGUUCUUAUAGCUUUUAGAGCUUUCAUAUGAUGAAUUAUUGUACAUUUUUAGUUUUUAAUUCUUAGAAUAUAAUAGGGUCGGGGAUUGCGUACCUGUAAACUAUUGUAGCUGAUUAAGCUACGCGUAAACUGCACUUUAAAUAAAGUAUCUUGUCGUAUCGUAUCCCUUGCCAUCACGAAGAGAUCCGAGGAGAUACAGAUUAUAAUCAUGCAAAGUCCGUUCAAGACGCGGAAUUUUGCCUUCUGGCCAACCUAAAUUUACACAAGUAAAGCUGUUGAUUCAGCAAGCCAAUGUGAGCAGUAGAACAAACUCAAACAUGGAUUGCAGGCAAAAAGAUAGCAAAAUUUCCAAAUGCGUUAAGAUUACUCAGUAUCUCGGACAUUAAAUUUAAUGUUCGGCAAACUGAAUUAAAGCCGUGCAUCAAAGAAAUUAAUCCAUCAUCAAUAUUCUGACUUCCAUCUUGAAAGUAACGAGGAAAGUUCUUUGAAAACGUCACAAACAAGUCGUUAUUCAAGACAGUUGUGUUUUACCCUUGUUAUAGUGACUUACAACCUUCUAGAAUUAGUACCUUUUUUGUUCAAAGUAAUCCGAGCUAAAAGCCACGUAAUAAAGAUUACUAAUUAACUUACUAAUUGUAGGUGCGUCUUUGGUAAUUGCAGGAUGGCGAUAGGGUUUAACCAAUAAGCAUUUUUUCCGCUUUGAGAUACAAUGGCCCCAUAAGAGUUAUGUUUAAUAACAUGCCUGAGGGGUCUAGAAGUUCCGCUUUGAGAGAAAAGAUUCAGUUAGGCACAGCAAGUUUAACGCACGUAGGACGCUAUAUGCUUGAUGACAGCGACAGUCAGUGGCCUUCGAUAAAGUAAUACAUUAUGAUUACAAAGCUUAAAAACUCUUUAUCCAGUGCGAUCGAAUUCAUACAAACUUUUCCACCGUCACACAAUCGAGACUGCAAGUUAUCCCUUUACUCCCUCGUAUGAUCAGAUGUUCCAUUUGCGUUUAAAAAUAACAAAUCAGUCACGCCAAAAGGAACCGAUGCGACGCUUUUAUUGGUGUGCUGUAAGAUGGCACGGAAAGUUAAAAUUCAAUUUUCUAAUUUGAAGAUUGUGAAAAAAGAAUAAAGGAAGAAAAAACAAUGACUACUGUCAGUAAUUUUUAGAACUUUACAUACAUUCUUACUGUGCUAAGCCCCACUGAACAAGACAAGCGAGACCCUUCUCUCUCAACUCUAACCGUUGUGGCUUUUUUACCACAGCAACUGAAUUUGUUCGUUUUUUCUGUAACUAGUAGGCCAAGUUCCUGAAUAGGCUGUUUAAAUUCAAACCAACUGGAGUGAAUAUUUCAGCGUUGUAAAAGGACACAUGCUUUCUAGGAUAAACUUAAAAUUAUUACUGUUUUUUUGCUGUUUAUUUCAGUCGGCAAAAAGCUAAGCGGAAUAUUUUGUGCCCCGAGGGAGCUAACUACCAAUUAAACGCUUUCGUAAGAACUCUUAUUGUUUUACUCUAAACAAAAAGAAAAAACUUUUAACUCCUAGAAAUGGCCCAUUUCGAUAUCUUAAAAAUCUUGGCUCCGAGGAUUUAAACUUAAAUAAAACAAUAGAAAUCACAUUAAGGUUUAGGGACAGGGUUAGAUACAUUAUGCUAAAAAAUUUGAGCAUUAUACUUUUGAGCGUCACCCUCAAAACAACAGCCUUAUGCUUGCCUAAAAUUAUGCCCGAAAAGUUAAGCCUUAUGCUCGACUGAUCCUCGCUGUAUUUGAUUCCCUUUUCCAUCCACGCAGAUAUGAAUACAUUCUAUUGCAUCAGUUACUUCAACAAAUUUCGAACUGGCACAGCCAUGAUGGAUAGACAAUUGGGCAGUCUUGGCACCCUAACAAAAUGACGCUACGGUGCAACAAGCUAGACAUUAAAAGUAGCAAUCUAACCUUUAAUUAUGUUAAUCCUCACUAAAAGCACUUGGAAGUCAAAACUUCUCAGUACAGAUAUGGAAAUUAUUGUCUUUAUGCUGAAAAAAAAAAUGGCCGCCGUUAUGCCGGCAUUAUGCUCGAUGCUCCGUCUAUAGCAUUAUGCCCAAAAUUAUGCCGGCAUAAUGCAUCUAACCCUUUUCAGGGAUAAAUAUAUAAACCGUUUCUUUGAGAAGAGCCGGAGAGCAUAUCUGUUGUUUUCGACUGAGUUUCGUGAUCCACUGCUCUUGGAUCCUCUUGCCAGUGUGAUGACGUUAAAUAGCUGACAGGUGAUGGCUUAAGAUUUUUUAAAGUGUUUUAUUCCCCUAAACCUAGGGGUCUUUGGAUAAGGAAGAAGACUUAUGUAGCCCAGGUUGAUUUCCUGUAGCAAAGCAGCUAAAAAAGAUCUUGAAUUGAUUGGCAGUAAUUUAUUUGGUUCUAGUAAUUCUCCCACAAAGUAAAGUUUUACGUCAAUUUAAUGUUAAAGACUCACUAAGAUUAAGGCAGGUUUUCUCCUCAUGUUGCGAAGUGUUUUUGCUGCUGACGUUCAGCUAUUUAUCGACACUUGCUGAGCAUCUCAGAAAUCCACUCGAAGGUUUGACGAUUUCAAGGGAAGAGAAGAAAGAGAGAGAAGAUGGUACAAGAUGUGUGGAUAAUAAAUAGCAAGCCCGGCUAAAAAAGAAACAGGCAUACACCCCUAAUGUCCAUCCGCCCUUAUUCCUCCAGAAAAAUUGAUGAACAUUUACGAUGUAAGGCUUGCAAAAUUUAAAUGUCACUGGCACCGUCAAAGAGGCGGACCUGAGGCAGACUUCCAGCGACUUUGUGGAAGUGUGGAAUUAAGGUUAAAGCCGACUAUGGCUCCAUGAUUUUCAUCUAGAAAUUAGCUAGAAAUUAGUAUGUGUAAUCAAAUGAUGACAAGUGAAAUUAAGGAACAUUCUCACACGCGUUUUGUAGAAAUUAUUAGAAUUUCACAAGUUAAGUUUACCAUUUUAUUACACAUACUUAUUUCUCGCCAAUUUCUAGAUGCCAAAAGACAUCGUUUGGUCAAUAAAAAGCUGCCCGCAGAAGAAAUCAUGGCACAACACCUCUUAGAAUCUUUCUUGAGAUGUGUUUUUUUUUUUUUGGUGCGUUCAUUUAGGUUUUCUAAAGCAUGUUGUAAUGCCCUGAUCUUCAUUCACAACAUCGUAAACGCCAUCUUGAAACGUUGCCAUAGCAAACUUGCGCCAAAUUUUUAAGUUGUCACGUCCUUGAUAUUAAUCCAGAAAUUGAAAUCAAACUACAGACUUCACCUUACAAUUUUUUAAAUUUAUUUAUUUUUUUAUUUUAUUAUAUUACAGAUUUGAAUAAUAUUAUUCUUAAGAUUUAAAAGGCGGAUUAAAAGAAUAAAUGGAGAAGGGCAAGAUAUCAGUGCAACUAAUUACAUGCCCUUUGAUUAAAUUACAGUUUUAUCUAGGAUACCAGAAAAAAAAAAAGAGAAGUAUAUAAAGUUCGAAAUAUAUAAGAAGGAGGAAAGAGGAAAAUACUCACAAAAAUUAUAGAACAUACGAGGGUCGGUGUGGCGAUGAUUAUUACUGAGCAUGCAAGAUAAUAAUAACUACCUUACAAUUACGUUGUCUACUUACAACUGAUUGUUGUUUUGUUCAAGAUCCCACUGUAACUGUUGAUGGACAACCGGCUCCAGGAGAUGCACCAGGUCAGUAAGAAUCGUAUACCAUUAUGCUAUUGCACGAAGAAAAGACCGCGACAGUUAUGAUCGGAGAAUAAUACUAGCCCAGGGUUCGGUUUCCGAAAGGCCGAUUAGCGCUAAUCCAGAAUCAGUACAGUAAAAUUUGUUCUACUUUUUGUAUUUACCUUGCUAUACAUUGCUUAGAGUAAGAUUUUGUGUUAUCAUUACUGUAUCUCAGAGUAAAGGCUCUCCAGUGUUUUGCAAGCUUGAGUUAUAUGUUCUUAGACAAGAAAACCGUGCUUAAAAUUUAGCUUAAUCUUAGGGUAAACAUAACCAUCUUUCAAGGAACCGGGCCCUUGUGUUGAUGACUACUUUAUAGUAAUUUACCGCCUUGCUUCCGAUGGCCAAGUUUUUCAUAAUAUGGAGGUUAAACACCCUUUUUAAUACUGCAAACGGCUCUCCUCGGUUUGCUGUUUGACACCGGUAAUCAUCCAGAGACGGUCUUGUGCUACCCCAAACGGAGUGAAAACUCAGAGCUCUUUGUCAGUGGGCAGAGGUGAAGAAUACUUUUUUAUAGUAGAAACUCGGCUUUCUGUGAGCUGAAAUGUGAUCAACUCGACUUCCAUUUCAGUCAAGUGCAACAUGAAAUAAAACAGCAUUCAGCAUACUGAGUUUUAAUGCUCAUGAGGCAAACGAGCAGCCAGUUAUAAAACGUUUUUUUUAUGAACGAGAAAGCCAACUUCUUUACCUUUAAAACGAUUGCCACAAACUCGAGAAAUAACGAGAAAAAAGCAAGUGUGGUCAUCUGCUGUUAGCCGUAAAAGUGGCGCUUGACUAAACGCUCUAUUUUGGCUACCGUCUUUAUAUCGCUAAACACUGAAAACGGUUUGCUCUUCCCGACAUGUUGUUUUUCGGUAAGAGCUGCAAAAUUGCUGGAUAAUUUUUUGGGGGUUAAAAAGUUAUUGCUAAUCAUCGUGAUGACGUACAUAAGAAUAACAGAAAUAACGUAUUCCAUCGCUGAUUUUAGCAAAAUUAGACAGCAAAAAUAAAUAACAGAUUUAACACAAACUGAUUAAAUUACGUUAAGAAACUAACCAGGCAAUUUUGCAAAUUUACGAAUUAAUUCCACCGUCAAUCAAAUAAUUUGAUUCAAAAUUUUUCAAAUAUUAGAAAUAAAUUAGAAAUUAUAGAUUCAUUAUUUCCUAAAUCAAAGGCAUGAGCCUUAAAAGCAGUAUUCAUUCCAUGCAUUAACACUCCAAUCACACUUACAAAAAAGAGCAGCAGGCUUUGCCUGAGCCUAAUAUCUAAAUAUUAUUUUCUUCAUAUAUCCAGCAAAAGAUACUAAAAGGCAGGAAGAUGAGCUGUUGGAAGAAAAAGGAAAUGAGGAGCCUCUUGCUAAAACUACUGGUGACGAGAAAGCUCCAGCAAAGAGAAAUGGUAAGUUCAAAGAGCCAAUAAUGCACUGUUUGUCUAAAACAUCAUGGAGUGGUUUAACCCUUUCAAUGCGAGAGUGCUUGAUGAAAUUUUUUAAGGUGACUCUAACUUUUGAGUAUGAGGACGAAAUCCUAUGAUGUGAAAGCUCUCUGCCUAUACUUACACAUGGUGCUAUUUGUUUAAUAUGUAGUUCUAACUUUUGAGUCUGCAGGCCAAAUCCUAUGAUGUGACCAUUCAAAUGAAAGCUCUCUGCCUGUACUUACAUGUGGUGCUAUUUGUUUUUCAAAAUUUCACAAAAUGGAAUUUGGAAAUUUGGUCGAAAUUUGCUUUUGGCUAAAUUUGACAGUGAAAGGGUUAAAGGGGUUAUGUUAUAGGGCAAAAAGCUGUUUUAGGUCAAUUCUGUGCCUAAGUCAUUACUUAAUAAUGCAUUUACCCAUACACAGAUUAAUAGUACUCCUGUGGAGAGUUAUGAAGAGGUUAUCAAACAAUUUCAUAGGAAGCUUUAACCAUGGUGAUGUUCCAGGAUAGCGCUCAUUUAAACUUGAAAAAAGUGGCCCAAUUUUUUCAAUGCCCAUCCUUGACUUCUAACGGACGGCAGGAAUAUGUCCGGAAUUCAAUUGAUGUGAAAACGUGUUUUAGCUUUUUAAAAAGACAGCAAAUAGCGUGACAAAUAGCUCCUUUAAGGAACAGUUUACACAGUCAAGGCUCUAAAUAUUUUCUGGUUGACGUGAUAUAGUGAGUUACUACUUGUACCAGGGUAGAACCAGUACUUGCAUUGAUGUAUGUUUGAGUAUACUCAUGUAUAGGUGCAGACUAAAAAAUCAUGCACUCAAAUCCUCCAUAACCACUGUGGAACAAGUACACAGGAUUCUACCAGGACGCUGUUAAAAUGCCAAAGAAAGAAAGUGCAUGCAUAGUGUUGAAUCCUGGCCUCAAGAAAAAUUGUUGCAAAAAUUUAAAGGACAGUAAACGGCGUUGUAUUGCAUGUACGGUAUUUUCCGGUACAGUACUGUGCUGUAUGAAUUGCAUUGUAUUGUUCUGAAAUUUGUGUUCUGAACGAUGCAUGUGGAAUCUGAUAUUCCAUGAGAAAUUUUCUUUGUGGCUCACUGUUUUUCUUCACAUCCCUUAACUAAUAAAUCAAAUACUACCAUGAAUUAAAUGUCACAGAAAUGUCACCUAUUGAUUUUCUUUACCAAGAUAAAAAGAAUCUCGUCAAUGGCGAGGACCUUAAAUCAGAAGAUUUGGAAGAAGAAUCUACAGUCACUGUUGAUGGAUUACCAUCUGGUUUAUCUGAAGAUGAGAUGGAUGAACCCUCCGAAGAUUCCGGACCUUGGGGUAAAACAAAAAAAAAAUCGUUUUUCCAUUUCUUUGUUUUGUUUACAAUACUUUACCUUACCUAUAUCAUUCCGCUAUGAGUUGCGCAUAAGGCCUCGAUUCACACCUUGACGUUUAUCUUAGUUUCCGUAAUGACAUUUAUUUUUACAAGAAAAGGUACUACUACUACUACUGCUGCUGCAGCUGCUGCUAUCAAGUAAGGCCAGAAUCGCUUGAGACUUUUCAACCCGCAUCCAGCAAGGUGAAAAACGAAAACGAUGCCAUUCGAAAUCGGAUUUCGGACUUUGACAAGCGACGCAUUUCUCUACCAAAAAACCGAUAAACAAACUAGCCAUGAAUAACAGAAGACUCUUGAUAGCAGCUGUAUUUCAUUUUGUACAUCCAGUGGAAAAAAUUAAGGCAGGUAAAAACAUCACAAGUUGACACAAAACUCUGUCAGCUUCAGCUGUCAAAGUAAACAAGUUUCAAGAUGCUGCAUAAAUUUUCUGCAUUAACUCACCUGUCAAAUUUUGACCAAUCAGAGCAUAAAAAUUGGACGUAGAGCGUGCCAAACGCGUGACCUUGGUAAGAAAAGGUCUUCCCCGCCUGUAUUUCUAAAUAACUGGCUCAAUUUUCACGUCCGAGAUUAGUUUGAAAUCAAAAUCUUAAUAGUGCGGGGCCAUAGUGACACAACACAACAUAUUUCCUAUGAAUUUUUUUAAAAAAAUAAACUUGAGCCCGCGAUCGUUUGAAAACUAGUAACUUCUCAGCGGAGCUCCGCCCCCGGAGCGCGCGCGUGCGGCUCCGCUACAACUACAGUGUAAGAUGAUCAUGCACUCAAACGAAAUCGAUAUUUCUUUCUUAAGUGUUCCUGCUGUCUUAAAUGAAAAUCCUACGGUUAAAAAAAAAAAACAAAAAAACAAUGUUACGCUGAAACUUAUGCUGGCAUAGUUUGGGCCGUCCAAGGAAUGUCUUGGGCAGACAAAACGAUAGACCCUAAUCAGAGCAACGUACAUUCCCCUCAUGUGGUGUCGACACUCACAAUACGCCCUUCUUUCAACUUCAGAUAAAGAUCAUUAAGCGAAUAUCCAUCUCCACUGCUCGAAAGAGCGCCUUUAAAUUAUUAAAUUUACCAAGUAGAAGGUGAUACGUCCUAAGUAAGCGAGAAUGUUGCUCCACAAAGUCAUGUAGUUUUACGGAAGUUUGUUUGGUGGGAGCACGAAAUGAGCCUCCACAAUGUUAACGCGGUCUGCAAAAUUCCACAAAGGAGAGGAACUUUACAGAUUUUAACGCGUCUUUCCAGCCGUGUUGAUGGUAACUUGAAUUGUCCCUCUAAAAAGGAGCAAGAAACCGUGAAACAAAUUUACAGACGAACAAAAUAUUUUGACUGAUAAAAAAUGUUCAGUAUGAGAUAUAAAGUGGCUUAAUCUGCAUUUUACUUACAGUGGAACCAAUCACACUUCAAGGGUUCCACUUAGGGCCCCUUAUCGGUAUAUUUUACUAUUACUGGGACGAAUGUUAUGAUUCGAUCUACCAAGAACUUCCUUUUAUUGAGGAAAGUUAAAUCCAGUUUUCACUGUAAUUAAAAUAUAGUGUUACUUAAGCAGUUAUAGAUACUUGUAAAAGUUACUUAACUAUAUGAAAAAGCGUUUGAAAUAGUCCCAGGAUACAUUUACAAUGAUAAUUAACCAUGCUGUUAACCAUAUAUUACCUCAUUUCUAGUAUGGAAAAAACAUCCCUUUAGCUGGUGUACAAUUGGAGGGCGAAAAUUUUUGAGCGGAAGGAAAGGUGUACCACAAACCUUCGCGCAGUGUGCCAGCGAAUGUAACAAAACACGAGGAUGCCAUGCGAUUGAAAUGUGGUUUGCUUAUAACUGGAACUGUUACUGGUGUACGAAACCAGAAUUGAUCAGACCUUACACCAACAAACGUGAUCUGGCCUACCCUGUACAUGUUUGGACACGAGGUAAGUGUUAUCGAUCAUUAGGGAUAUUAAGCUAAGACUUUUAGAGCGAUGCACGUCAACCGAAAGAGAACUUUUUGCAUCCCUGGGCAGUCGUCCCGGGGCAGGGGGUCCUCUCUAUGAUGGCCUGUACUGGGAGGCUCCGCUCGAAAGGGGUAUCUUUUUCAGGCUUCAGGUAUAUGAAAGGGUAGAGAUUUCACUAGUUGACGCAUAGUGUAGGGAAAUCUGACAUUUGGGUCUUUGAAAGGGCCCAAAAGGGCUAACAAAUGAAUUUUAUGGCUUUGUAAAGUCGAUUAAACGUUCUAUUUUUGUGCUUGAUUCCUAUUUAAAAGACAGUGCAGUUAAAAGGGGUGCAAACUUCUAAACAAGGCAUGUGAAAGGGAGACCUUUGUCAAUAGAAGGUAUACAAAAGGGCUACCUUUUUCGUGAAAAAUGGUAUAUAAAAGGGUAAGGAGUUUGACCUUAGGGCGGAGCGUCCCGAAUAAAAUUUGUUGAGUCCAACCACCCCCCCCCCGCCCCCCACGACGGGCAGUGUGGUUCUACCCACAUGUUUGAGCAAAUUAGCUCAAAUUGUCUUUAUAAGCGCAAAGGCACUUCCGGUUAGCAAUACAAUUUUUUUAGUGUCAAGACAAAUUAAAAGGGAAAAGGACUUUCUUCCUGUUGACGUACGCAUGCGUCGCUCAAAACCUCUUGCGUAAACUCCCUAUUAUAAAAACAACAAUUAAGAGUGCACUAUUAUUCGUUCUCUGAAAGUAAGCCUUUGAUUAUAAAGCCUGAGAAUUAAACUUGCUUAAAUUUUCUGUUGUAACUAGUUUUGUUGCUUUUUUGCUUCUAUUGUUUGUUUGUUUGCUUUUUAUUCAAUUUACUAUUGAUUUCAUGAUCGUCUGUCGGUGAUUUUUAGAUCAUGCAAAUUGAAAGUUGAAAUUGCCCCACUUCAAACGAAGAGCAAAAAUUGUAUACAAAUAUAUAAUGCAUAAUCAGUCCAAUCUAUGUGUUGUCAAAGGAUCAUACUUUAAACCUUGAUGAAAUGAACAAAAACUGAUUAUCUCUCUCUCUGACUCUUUUUUCCAUGCAGUUAAAAAACCACCCCCAGGUAUGUGCAAUUCCUUUUAUACCUUUAAGUAUCUUCCUCUUUCUUCUUCUUAAGGCUAAACUCGUUUUGUUCAUGAGAUACACAUGUCCUUACGUUGUGAAUAAAUAACGGUGAUAGGACUGAGUGUCCAAUUGGAUCUCUAAUCAUACGAGUUUUACGCGGGCGUCCGAUUUGUUUAAUCUGAGAUAAGUCCCUUAUUCUUAACCUAACCAUUUUUAAUAACAGCUGAGUUUGAGUACACAUCAAUCUAAAAAAUUCAUGAAAUAAAAAAAAGGUCUAAUAAUACUGCAACUUAUCGCGAGUAUGACUACAGACUGAAUUGGACGAUAACAAAAUUUGUAAUAUUUUAGGUUUUCUUAGCUUAAAACACAAGAAAUUCCGAGAGUUUUUUUUUGCUGGCAGUGAAAAAUAGCCAUUCAAGUGCGCGCGUGCGAUGGCUCAUACUGUCCAAUUACUUUGGCAUCACGUGCACAGUCCUAUUAGUGCUGAAUUCAGGAAAGUUGAUAGCCAAUCAGAGUUGCAACUUUUCUUACAGUUAUGAUUAAUGCGAUAGUCAGCGUUUCACGGUCGAGAAACAAAAAAAUGUGGCAUUGCGUAAUUAUGGACCAAGUGUGAGGCUUCAACAUGGCUGAAUAUUGACCUAGAUUUUUGCGUUUUUAUUAACUGUGACGAAGUUGAGGUCAAUGAAAACGCCAAAAAUAGAACGAGCCACCUUGAUCCAUCAAGCUUGGUCAUCGAGGGUUGCUCUGGUAAUUGGUCAUUAGCGGCAAUUGAGCAUUAGGCAUUUGGGCAUUCAGAACUCACUGACUGCUAUGUUUUACUUGAGUGACGACCAGUGCACAGUUGUCCAAUGCCCAAAGCAAUCUUUAUUGAAUCAGGUGUUUAACCACCAGAAAAUUGGGCCUGUGCUCUAUCCACUGACCAUGAGCUUAAUUAAGCAGACGGCUCUUAGGAGCACGGUCACGUACUACCGUUGUAUGUUGAACACAUGUUCUGCAAACUGCUAGUAUCGGCAGCGUCGAGAGCGUACUUUGUGAAAUAAAUAAAAGAGAGGCUUGAGGCUUGCUAACUAAAUGUAAUUGAGCUUGAAAUUAAUCAUUUUUCUUUAUUUAUUAUGUCAAAAUGUUGCACGAAGCAUUAUAAAGUGACCAAAAUCAAACUCACAACUAAGAAAGCCGUUUGCUUUUUCGAUUAACACCACCUUCUGUCAAGACAACUUGUUUUACUGUUUCUGAACGCGAAACCCUUUGGUGUCUUUACAAGUAACCUUUCUUACUAAACAUAUAAAUAAGCCUAAAUAAAGAAGAAAACACAAGACAUAGUUGCGUGUUUCUUCCCGCUACUUCCUGUCGACUUUUCCGAAAAACCGCUUCCAAACUGCUUCACAACAAAACAGGGUCCAGUCAAGGCUUCUUUGUUUGUUGUGAAGCGCAAUUGGACAGCAAUGGAAAUGGCGAAGUUUAGAAAUAACUGUUGUUAUUAUUAUUAUUAUUAUUAUGCAUAUAUCAGCACAGUAAUAGAUACUAUUGGCAGAUGGCGUGACAGCCUUAGCUCCAUGUUUGAUACUCUCAUAAAGCACGCGUUUUAAACCAAUCAGAGUGAGCGUUAUAUCUGAAUUUAUUAUAAAUUCGAUUUAGUUUUCCCUUCUAACCCAUAAACUGAUCUUUGUAGCGGUCAAUGUCACCUGUGAACAGAACGAAAUGUCGAUCAGCCUUCCAAAGGCUCUUCUUAAGGGUUUGGACAGAGAGCAUCUUCGCCUCCGUGAUUUGAGCUGCGGAGCCACGGAAACCAGUACUCACUUCAUUCUUAGCACAAAUCUCACUGGAUGUGACACAGUCAAACGACACACCAAGGGCUUUGUCUGCUACAUGAACAAGGUGGAGGAGAUUCCCAUCAAGCCAGGUCAGAUCAUCACACGAAUUCGGGAAGUGGAAAUCCCCUUCGCCUGUUACUACUCCAACAUGGGAGUCGUAUCCGCCGUUGGCCUUCAAGUCAAAAGCAAGAAAAUCGUCUUUUCGGAGAAAGGAUUUGGAAAAUUCGUACUGGUACUGGAUAUUUUUCCUACUCCUAGAUUCGAACUCCCGUACAAGAAAAAGGACUUCCCGAUUGUGGUACCGCUGAGGAAGAUACUGUAUGUGAAAGUCAGCGUUGAUACAGAAGACGAGAGGCUUCGCGUCCUGGCAGUAGAUUGCUGGGCUACACCAGACCCUAACCCUUUCAGCAGGGGAUUGAGAUACGACCUCAUUAAGGAUGGGUAAUCAUAUUUUCAUCUUGAUGUAUAUAACUGCAACUUGUAAGUGACGAGGAAGUGAGCGAGCGUCCCCAAUUGCUUUUGGGAUCGUUACUGAAGACGCGCCGGUCUGCUAUUGGCCAAUAAGUCUUAGCGAAAGUUAACUCGUCCCAGUUUGCUUCUCUUGAGCAGCAAACGCAAACACUUUAGUUUCGAUGGCAAUUAAACUGCCCACCUAACCCUCCCCUAAGCCAACAUUUUACCCUAAGUGAGAAGGAAGUGUUAAUGUUGGCAUAGGGGAGGGGUAGGUGGGCAGUACGGCCCAGAAACGUAUAAUAAUACCAAAUAUCAAGGUUAUAAAUCCCAACUGGUAGGAGGCCGGCCAGUUGGCUAUUUACAAGCGUGGCUGGGGAUUUGAACUCGGGGCGAUCCUGAACAAAGGCCAGCUAGCGGUUAGGCGCCAGUUGUCCGAAAGGUGGAUAGCGCUAUCCACUGGAUAAAUCACUAUCAACUGGAUAGCGCAAUUGGUUUCCCUAAUAAUUAUCCGAUAGAUAGCGCUAUCCAUCUUUUGAACAACCAGGGCCAGGGCGGAACUUGAACUCGGGGCCUCCUGAUUACACGUCCAGUGCUCUAAGCACUCGGGUGACGCUGCCUUAGAAAACUUGUGAGUCUUGUGUUUUUCUGUCUGUUUUAGAUGUGCAGUAGAUAAUACCGUAAUGGACAUUCGAACAUUGGACAAGCGUAUGCAGAAAUUCAAAUUUGAGGCCUUCAGUUUUAUAGGUGACAAUCAGUUCGUCUACCUGCACUGUAAGGUCUUGAUUUGUAACGCAACCGAUCCUAACUCACGUUGUGCGCAGGGCUGCGUUCAACGAAAAAGGAGGGCCGUGGCAACUCAAGUAUCCAAGGACGAGGAAGUACACGUGUCUCAGGGACCAUUCAUGCGUGGAGAUGACGAAGAAGAAACGAAAGUAGAGGAAACAGUGAAAGACAUGAGUGAUACAGAAAAAAGUGGUGAGUUUAUUAAUCGUGAAUUCAAUGUUUGUUGUUCGUCUCACGACGGUCACCUUGACAUUUAUCACGGCAAUUGGACUGCUAGUACUGGUUUACGAAUGGCGUCUUCGAUUCGACAAUAUUUGUUAGUCUGUUCCGCAGGCGUUGUUUGUGUCGUCACGUUUGGUCACGUCAUGUUUGUAGGGAGGAGCGUUGCGUGAUAGCGACUGAUGAGGCAGUUCAACAUUACCGUAAACUUCUGCUUAUAAGCCCUGGAUUUAUACAACUUUGUAAGGGGUAUUAAGAGGGCUUAUAAACGGAGAGGUCUAUAACCGGACUAAAAAAAGCGCUUCAAAACAAGCUACAUAAUUAGUGCUUAUCAAAAUAGUAUUUAAAUUUACUUGCUUUUUUAGCUUUUCAAAAAAAUUGAUUUCAUUUCAAUACAAGCCGCCGGUGGGCCCGAAUCCAGGGGCCUUAUAAAAGAAUGUAUUUUUUUGUUUACAGGUAAAUAGGCCUACAACUGGGGUGGGUUGUAGGUUUACGAUAAGUACAAUAAUCAUCACCAAAAUGUCAAAGUUUUUUGAUAGCAACUUCCACCUAGGUGCCGCAACUUUCGUCACCUGUAUCAUCCGUUGUAUUCAGGACUAAAAACACCUAUUCCACCGUGUCCACUCGUGACAUCAGUUAUAUUCGGGAUUCAAACGAUUAACUGUACAAUAUUGUACUCUUACAGGUACGUUUCCUACCUUGGUCGCUGCCAUGGCUGUGGUUGCUGCCGUUUGCGUCAUGGGUGUGUCUUAUUUCGCAUGGAACAGUAGGAAGCGAGGAGCUGUGCGUGAUUACCAGCGACUCACUGUUACCGCUGAAGACUAGAAAUCUCAUUUUUGUUUGAAUUCUGUAAUGUUAUACGUGAUAGGAUAGGAGAUUUUCUGUGAUUAAUUGAGGAACUCAACAAAUACAAUGUAGUCUUAUUGGCAAGUGUUUGUGGUUAGCCAGGUCCGAAGCAUCUGAAUACCAAAUGUGAAAGGUUUCUAGUUUAACACUUUAUAUUUAACACCUUAUAUUUGUAAUUAAAUAUACAAAACUGGAAUUCAUCUGAGCAGUGUUAAUUAACCCUUUUGUUGGCACAAAAAAAGAUAAAUAAUAAUUAUCUUUUGAAGUGUAACAGUUAAGUAAGUUUAGAUACCGCAAUAAAAAGCGUACUAGUCACUCGCACAUUUCCUCUUCAAUUAAAAUAAAGCUGUUAAACAUAUCAGUAGAUGGAGGAUCCCCUGCAAAGUUAGUAUGCCUUACUUAACGUCAUAAAGAGCCACAAAGUGCUUUCCACUAUUAAAAGAUAUUCUUAGGAGACUCUGUUACUGCAAUGGAC